UGGAAAGCGAAAAAAAAAAUCACGGAUAAUUUCUGUGCUCUUGACAGAUCCGAAGCCCGACUGUUCACAUUGAUUGUGGAUCCUAAACCGUUUCUCCGAGUGAGCCGAGCGGGUCGUCUUGGGGACAUCGGAGGCGGUGUAGAGCAAAAGCUGCUAAAUGAAGCAAUGGCGGGGGUUGCAGGAGGAAAUGAUUUUCAGUGGUGUUUCUCUCAAGUGAAAGGAGCGAUAGAUGAGGAUGUUGCGGAAGCCGACAUAAUCUCCACAGUUGAAUUCAACUAUUCCGGAGAGCUGCUCGCGACGGGAGACAAAGGGGGCAGAGUAGUGAUAUUUCAGCAUGAACAGGAGUCUAAAAAUCGUCCACACCUGCGUGGGGAGUACAACGUUUAUAGCACUUUUCAGAGUCACGAGCCUGAAUUUGACUAUUUGAAAAGUUUAGAAAUUGAGGAAAAAAUCAAUAAAAUUAGAUGGCUACCCCAACAAAAUGCUGCUCACUUUCUACUUUCGACAAACGAUAAAACUAUCAAAUUAUGGAAAAUAAGUGAACGAGAUAAACGAGCGGAAGGUUACAACCUGAAAUACGAAGACGGACGCCUCUUAGACCCUUUUAGAAUCACCUCUUUACGGGUACCGGUACUGAUGCCAAUGGAUCUCAUGGUAGAAGCCAGCCCACGGAGGAUCUUUGCAAAUGCACACACCUACCACAUUAAUUCCAUUUCUGUAAAUAGUGACCACGAAACGUACCUCUCUGCAGAUGACCUAAGAAUAAAUCUAUGGCACUUGGAAAUCACAGACAGAAGUUUUAAUAUCGUAGACAUCAAGCCCGCCAACAUGGAGGAACUGACGGAAGUGAUCACGGCUGCUGAGUGCCAUCCUCACCAAUGCAACGUAUUUGUGUACAGCAGUAGCAAAGGCACCAUUCGCCUGUGUGACAUGCGGGCGGCGGCACUCUGUGACCGGCACUCAAAAUUCUUCGAGGAGCCUGAGGACCCGAGCAGCCGCUCCUUCUUCUCCGAGAUCAUCUCGUCCAUCUCAGACGUGAAGUUCAGUCACAGCGGGCGCUACAUGAUGACACGUGACUACCUCUCUGUCAAAGUAUGGGACCUCAACAUGGAGAACAGGCCAGUGGAGACGUAUCAGGUCCAUGAAUACCUUCGCAGCAAGCUGUGCUCUCUGUAUGAAAACGACUGCAUCUUCGACAAGUUUGAGUGCUGCUGGAAUGGCAGCGACAGCGCCAUCAUGACGGGCUCCUACAACAACUUCUUCCGAAUGUUUGACCGCAACACCCGGCGGGACAUCACGUUGGAGGCGUCCCGGGAGAGCAGCAAGCCGCGGGCCACCCUCAAGCCGCGCAAAGUGUCGACGGGCGGCAAACGGAAGAAGGACGAGAUCAGCGUGGACAGCCUGGACUUCAACAAGAAGAUCCUGCACACGGCUUGGCACCCCAAAGAUAACGUGAUCGCCGUGGCAGCCACCAACAACUUGUACAUCUUCCAGGACAAGAUCAACUAGAAGACGAGGGCUCUCAGCGUACCUGUGUAGUUCAGCCUACUACUCGUCUUAUCUGUGUAAGAAGCAGCAGCCUCGUCGUCCUCCUGGUGAAGAAUUCUGAAAGCACGUGUCUACUUUUUUUUUUUUUUUUUUGCCGCCGGAGGCCGACCCAUAGGUCUGUUUUUAUUUUCAGUCUCAGCUUAGGUUGUUUUUGCCGUUUGGCAUCAGGGCAAUCAUCGACCCUACCCCCUCCCUCCACCCCCCUCGCCCCCUGACCCAGAAAGCCCUAUCUGGAUCUAAUUGACGGAACGGCGCUCCCCGGAGGUGAGACUCUGCGUUUGUGUUGACAUUUUUAGCCUUCAUUUCACCAUCCAAAAGGAAAGGAGAAGUCUUGGACGUCCCGUCACAAGUUGUAACACCAUUUGGAAAGUUUCCAGGCUCCCUCUGAAGAGCUGAUUAAUGGCCAAAAAAGCCAAACUGUAACAUUCCUCCCCCCUCCCCAUCGCCGCCGCCGCCCCUUGUUGGCCGUGUAUCCAGGCCAAACCGCUGGUGGUGCAGGAGGAGGAGGAGGAGGAGGAGGCAGUGAUUCUGGAGAGUGGACUCGUUUUCUUUUCUUCCCUCCUCGUACUUACUUUACCCCCACACCCCCACACCCCUCCAUCAAUACAGUGACCUAAUUUCACUGACUGUAUCUACUCAAGUACACCUUGUCAUCCACAUAAUAAAAGAAACUAAAACGAAAGAUGUGUUUUAACUUUCGAAGCAUGUACUGAAACAUGCUUCAUUGCUUUGCAUGUGUUUAUGUUGUAGAGAGGCGGAACAUGUCCAGUCACACCACUGUCCUUUUUUGGAGCAAUUCUCAAGCUAAUGUGUUUAUUGAACUACUAUAUGGGGCUACCAGUUCCACAACCACUGUUGGACACGACUAAAACGGGCCUUCCAUCCUGACGUAUGUGCAAAAAAUGGGGAAAGUCGCAAGAGACGCGCACGUGGCCCGCACGGAUUUUGAAGGCCGCAGACUGCAUGCAGAUUCUUUUCUGCGUGCACGUAGCCGGGUGGUAACGGCAAGGCAGAGGAGGAGUGUGUGACCCCUGCGUGUGUCGCAAGUUUAAAAGUACUUUGUGUACGUAGCUCCUCCAGCUGUGCACUCUGGUCCUCCCGGUCACCGUAGCCGUAGGUGGCGUAGGAAGCCGGUACGCCCAUCUUGCGAUCAAAGUGAGUGGGCUGCACGAGCCUCAUACUUGUACAGUGCCCACACAUGUACGUCCCCGGUGAGUGAAACGUACGAGAGCCGUACGUGAAGCGCACGCCGCACUCACGAUCUAAAAGCCACUGACGGAGGGCGAGCGGCAAGCACGUGGGUGUCACGAAUCCUUCCUCUACGCGCUGGCCUCCGACAACACAUUUCCCAACAAUUGCGGAGCCCGUGCGUGUGGUAACACGUACGUCGGGAUAUAAGGCCCGCUUUAUAAUGCGUGUGCGUGCGUGUAUGUGUGUGCAUCAAGACCAUCUCUUCUUUUUUUUUUGUUUUAUUUGAAGAACACGGCUGGCAAAGCACACGGCACAAGAUGGACAAAGGGAAUCUGCAGCCUUAAUUCCUUCUUCUGUGAGUGAGAGCUACAAGUUAGGUUUCCCCCUAACCUCAUGUGCAUUAUUUGUAAAUGCUAUGUUCUAGUGUGUACGCUGCUACAUGUACAUGUAGCUAUCAAACACAUGCAGGAACAUCACACACACACACACAGAGGAGAUAAGAGUGCCUCCUAAACGUCUAAUGGGCCGGUAGGGUAUUGAGACUGACCUCGUCCAUGUGUCCUUAUUCACUAAAUUAGGGACCACGCGUCACCAAGUCAUAGAAAGCGGCGGUGAAGGUUAAAGACAUUCAAGCAACACACGUCAAGCAUUGUCGUAUGUCCAUUGAUUCCUAACGUGGUGGCAAUGUAUUCACUUGUUUAUUCUUUUUGACCAAAGUUCAAUAAAAUUUCAAUUGUGUUCAUCCGUAUUGGCCCCCUU
Molecule: messenger RNA, 3498 nt
Organism: Dunckerocampus dactyliophorus (ringed pipefish)
Lineage: Eukaryota; Metazoa; Chordata; Actinopteri; Syngnathiformes; Syngnathidae
Product: serine/threonine-protein phosphatase 2A 55 kDa regulatory subunit B delta isoform
Exons: 10
Coding region: 166-1509 (447 amino acids)
Biological process (GO): peptidyl-serine dephosphorylation
Cellular component (GO): protein phosphatase type 2A complex; cytosol
Molecular function (GO): protein phosphatase regulator activity; protein binding
Source: RefSeq, a predicted model, not a curated record